Messenger RNA from Pseudocercospora fijiensis CIRAD86, 864 nucleotides. RefSeq lists its product as uncharacterized. Bases 1 to 864 code for a protein of 287 amino acids. NCBI's taxonomy places the organism in Eukaryota, Fungi, Ascomycota, Dothideomycetes, Mycosphaerellales, Mycosphaerellaceae. The transcript has a single exon. The record is from RefSeq and is a predicted model, not a curated record.
AUGCCGAAGCCUACCAUUGUAUUCGUGCCGGGCUGUUGGGUACGACACCUCGGAAGCACCAUUCUAUCUACCACUAAUCUUCUGAAGCAUGUGCCAGCCCACUUCAACCAUGUCCGCGAGGAAUUGAAAAAGGAAGGCUACAACUGUGUUGGCGUAGAAUUGCCAGGAAACACGCACAAUCCACGCAAGGACGAUGGCCAGCUGAUCGGCAUCGCGGACGACGUCGCCGCCAUCCGCAAGGUCGUCUUACUGGAGCUAGAUUCCGGAACCAAUGUAGUCGUCGUCACGUAUUCAUAUAGCUCCAUUCCAGGCACAGCAGCCCUCGCGGACCUCAACCUAUCAGCCCGCAAAGCCGCCCGCAAGAAAACGGGCAUCGAGGCGGUGGUCAUUAUAUCCGGCUUUCUUCUCCCAGCCGGCACAACAAUGUUCGAAGUAAUGGGUCGCCAGCUACCGCCACAAUAUUUCCACGAACACGACGUGACUCUGCCGUUCAAUGGACCUGGAGCGAUCCACAUUCUCUACAACGACCUCGAACACAACGAAGCUCUUAAAGCGGUUUGGAAGCUGAAGCCGCAGUCUUAUGGCAUCAAUACCAGUCCCGUGCCUGAUCAGCUAGCGGGAAUGAAGGAUACGCCGCUGUACUAUUUGCUGUGCGAUAACGAUAAUGCUGUUCCAUUUGAGGCGCAGAAGGCUACUGUCCAAGCCUUUCGUGCGAAUAGCGUAAAGGUGUACGCGGCAGUCGCUCCGAGUGGGCAUAGUCCUUUCUUGAAACUGCCGGUGGAGACGGCAAGGUUUAUUCAGAAAGCUGCUGGGCAUGAGAGUAUAGAGACGGGAUUUCGGGGUUUGGAAGAGGGGGAGGAAUGA